Messenger RNA from Soboliphyme baturini, 1022 nucleotides. The record is from the annotation of a GenBank genome assembly. Lineage: Eukaryota; Metazoa; Nematoda; Enoplea; Dioctophymatida; Soboliphymatidae.
AUGGUCGGUCGUCGAGCAGCCUUAAUCGAAUUCUAUGCGCCGUGGUGCGGCCACUGCAAGGCGUUAGCACCCGAAUACGAGAAGGCGGCUUCGGACCUGAAAGCAAGGGGCGUUUCCGUGCCCCUGGCUAAGGUUGACGCGACCACCCAUGUGGAAUUGGCUAAACGCUUCGAUGUCACUGGGUACCCGACUAUGAAGUUCUGGAACGAAGGUCAAUUUUCUGACUAUGACGGGGACCGCACAGCAGAAGGCAUCGUCGAUUGGAUUCGUCAACGGAAGGACCCAAACUACGUCCCACUUCCCGAUUAUGUGCUGGUUCUGACGCAAGACAACUUUACGGCAUAUGCGAUGACGGAAGAUCUUAUUCUGGUCGAGUUUUAUGCUCCAUGGUGUGGUCACUGCAAAAGGUUGGCUCCAGAGUAUAAGAAAGCCGCUAGUCUUUUGAACGAACAUCAUCCUCCAAUUCCUCUCGCGAAGGUAGAUGCAACGGCUGAAAAAGACCUUGCGACAGAAUACAACGUGACGGGGUUUCCAACACUGAAGAUAUUUCGCAAUGGUCGUGUUUAUGACUACACAGGUCCUCAGGAUGCGCAAGCGGAAGCCCUGCGAGAGAAGUUUCCCCGUUUUUUUUAUGCCACCAGUGCAGAGGUGAAGAACCACUACAAAAUCGGUCAUGGCGUUUUUUUGCUGUUUCCUGACCGAUACUGGUCAAAAUCAGAACCGAUGUAUUUACGCUUGGAACAAGAUAAUCCGUCCACUGAAAAUAUAGUGGAUUUUAUCAAUAACAACUGCUUGCCCAAGGUUGGAGAACGCACGAUUUCCAACAAAGACACCCGCUACACAAAAAAACCACUCGUCGUCGUAUACUAUGAUGUCGAUUUCAGCUUUGAACACAAGGACGGUAUUACUUACAGGUUUAUUUACAGUCAGCAGAUUUAUUUUUGGUUUCAUUGUUUUGCUGAACAUUUUGGCAAUCGUGGUGCCAGAUGUUUGUUAUUUCCGAAUGAAAUGAUGAAAUAAUU